UGAAAGGUGUGCGUGAGUACAUCAUGAAAAUGCGAGAUAUUUCAGCUCAACUUAAGAAACUAGAGGUUGAUAUGUCUGAGUCCUUCCUAGUGCAUUUCAUUUUGAACACCCUUCCGCAUGAAUAUGGGCCAUUUAAGAUUUCCUACAACACACAUAAAGAUAAAUGGUCUAUCAAUGAAUUAAUGACCAUGUGUGUUCAGGAAGAAGAAAGGCUUGUAAUGGAGAUGGGUGAGAGUGCACUACUGACUACUGCUUAUGGGAAGAACAAAGCAAUUAAGUCUCAAGCUUAUCAGAAGGGGAAUGGUAAAAUACCACCUCAAGCUGAUAUUAAGAAGGUGGCAAAGUGUUUCUUUUGCAAGAAGAAGGGACACAUGAAAAAGAAUUGCCCCGGAUUCCAGAAAUGGCUUGAGAAGAAAGGGUAUGCAAAACCUAAGGAAACCAGUGGGAAGUGAGCAAAGCAUUUUAUCAGGC
Glycine soja is the source of this 471-nucleotide messenger RNA. RefSeq lists its product as uncharacterized. The transcript has 2 exons. Gene Ontology annotation, molecular function: nucleic acid binding; zinc ion binding. The record is from RefSeq and is a predicted model, not a curated record. The coding region runs from base 24 to 452 and encodes 142 amino acids. NCBI's taxonomy places the organism in Eukaryota, Viridiplantae, Streptophyta, Magnoliopsida, Fabales, Fabaceae.